Messenger RNA from Mercenaria mercenaria, 1500 nucleotides. RefSeq lists its product as uncharacterized. The transcript has 6 exons. Bases 355 to 1284 code for a protein of 309 amino acids. Lineage: Eukaryota; Metazoa; Mollusca; Bivalvia; Venerida; Veneridae. The record is from RefSeq and is a predicted model, not a curated record.
UAGCUUAUAUAUGACAGUGUAACCUCUCGUGGCAAAGUUCAUCCCCUGACAUCCUAAUUUGUCAAUCCAGUAAACUCGAGAGGCCAUUUUUCUACGUCAGAGAGCACAGGCUUGUCAAAAAUGCUGCAAGGCAGCGCAACUUGUAUUGUUACUGUUCUCCUAAAAUAACAAGUCUUCACUGUUUUCAUGUUGUAUUUUAGUAGGAGACAGUGGUACUUUCGUAUUCUAAAUAUUUAAGAUCAAUAUUUUAGGAAAUUACUUUAAAUUACAACAGAGGAAUAUAUAUAUUAGAUUUUACGGUUACAAAAGAAUUUGAAAUCGUUUUUAAAUACUAACAACUCAGGCGCCGUUACAAUGAUACCAAACAGUGCCUUGCUGGUACCAGUGUUACUAUGCUACUGCCAUGCACUGUCGCUUGGGCAGAAAAGACUCCCCGGUUUUAUGCCGGGAACCUCGCCUGCCGUCCCAAAUCUCGCUCUCGACAUGUGCCAGAGACAAGCUGUUGCCAAACAGCUGAAUAUUUCUAGAAGCGGAAAGCACGCAGAACCAGUGUAUAAAUGGUGCACUGUGUACGAGGGCGUGCUCCCGUGUCUCGGAAGAACAUUGCCAACAGCAAACAGCGCCAGUGACUGGUACCUGAAACUCAUCUAUAACCAAACAAUGGCAUCGAAAAUGUCAAACAGUCUGUGCCAGAGAUUUCCAUAUAUCUCAAACCUGACUUGCGUUGAUAAAGAUAUGUCAGCGGUUGGCCAAUGUAUGCAGUGGACCACAAAGUCGGCUACAGAUCAUUUCUAUGGACACUUUUUGCCUCGUCAACCUCUAACGGUGCAAAAGAAGAAAAUGGCCGCUAUUUACGCAUGCAUCAUUUCGGUGGCUACAGCCGGCUGUUUCCAUAAGGAGCUGAAGAGUUGUUCGGAACCUAAAAGAAAGUUGAUGUACGACUUUUACAUAAUGUUGUCAGGAAAAUGCCGAGAUAUUGCCGGGAUUCCACAAACAACCUCAAUAUCUCCCCUUGUUGCCGGGAAAUCUUCAACAGCACGGGUACCACAACCAGUGGCUAGUGCUCCAGAAAAUCUGCUUUCAGAAAUGUCUAUCCUAGGAACAGGGAUGGCUAGCAUGGAAACAAGAAAACCAACCGUGGCGUCCGGAAUCUCUUCUUCAACGGUUACGGAGUCUACAAAUAAGAUUUCUUAUCCUGACAAUGGUUCCCCGUCACGGACUGUAGACUUACUUUCCACUGUGGCCCUUGUAGCGUCUUGUCUCACUUUGAUUAGACUGUCUUAGAUAAUGGGAUAUCCGCAGUAACUUUAUACAUAAAGCAGGGAUGUAACAAAUGAAAGUGUUCACGCAUUCUAACAUGAGAGGUGCUAUGUGUAUAUAUAGUUGUAUAAAUGUAAGAAAUUGUACCGUUUUCGAAAGAAUGUGACGCUGUCAAGUAUCUCACGUAAAUAACGAAAGGUUCGCUUUUGUUUAACAGAUGUACUUUAUUGUAAAUUGGUA